This is a messenger RNA of Pocillopora damicornis (cauliflower coral), 1224 nucleotides long. RefSeq names its product 3'-5' RNA nuclease TATDN2. The record is from RefSeq and is a predicted model, not a curated record. NCBI's taxonomy places the organism in Eukaryota, Metazoa, Cnidaria, Anthozoa, Scleractinia, Pocilloporidae. Gene Ontology annotation, molecular function: zinc ion binding; hydrolase activity, acting on ester bonds; nucleic acid binding.
GGACACGAAAUACUGGAGCAGUUCCAGUUAUCCAAGACUUUCAGUUGGACCGGAACUAGGACUAACUUUUGAGAAAAGUUUACUUUAAAUUUUCCCCUUCAGUUGGCGAUGGAUGGCAGAAAGUGUUUCAAGUGUGGCAAAACGGGUCACUUAAAGAGAGAUUGUCCAGAAAAGGCAAACCAUAAUUUACAGAAUGUAAAAUGUUUUGCUUGUGGAAGGCAUGGUCAUUUUCAGAAGGAUUGUACCAACUUGGCAGACGGGAACACAGCUGACACAGCGUCUACCAGGCACUCAAAAAAUUCUACAAGAAGCCGGAAAAUGGAGGUGCAAUUUCCAGUCAGCAAGUCAAUGUUCAUUGAUACUCAUUGUCAUUUAGAGUAUGUUUAUGAAAGACUCAGACACACUGGAAGUUUGAAAGAGUUCCAGGCAAGGUAUCCGUUCCCACCAAAUUUUGAGGGUUGCAUUACAACAUUUUGUGAUCCUGCAGCUUUUUCGUCGUUUGGCACUUGGUAUGAUGUACUUUCGGAAGAGAGUGUUUGGGGAACAUUUGGCUGUCACCCUCACAAUGCCAAAUAUUACAACGAUGAGUUGGAAGCUAAAAUAAUUCAGUGUUUGGAUCAUCCCAAAGCCAUUGCCCUAGGUGAGGUCGGGCUUGAUUACUCUUCACAUUGUACAUCUCCCCCUGAAGUUCAAAAAGAAGUGUUUACUAGACAAGCCAACUGGGCUGUAACACUAGAAAAACCAUUGGUUGUUCAUUGUCGUGAUGCGGAAACAGACACGCUUGAAAUUCUUAAGUCCUGUCUACCACAAGACUGGAGAAUCCACUUGCACUGUUAUACUGGAUCAAGUGCAUUUGCAACCAGUUUUUUUCGAGAAUUUCCAAACCUUUUCAUAGGAAUGACAGCAGUGGUUACUUUUGCUAAAGCUACAAAUAUUCAUGAACUUGCAUUUGAUGUGCCUUUAGAAAAGCUUCUACUGGAAACUGAUGCACCAUAUUUUGUUCCAUCGCAAGUGGCUGAUAGGCAUAUCAAGUUCAGCAACCCUGGAAUGGCAAUAUUUACUGCUCAGAGAAUUGCAGAAAUAAAGGGUGUUGCAUUAGAAGAGGUCCUUGAAACAGUUAGAAAAAACACUGCACGUGUUUAUGGUAUUUAAUCUCAGAAUAGGAAUGGUUUUUUUAUUUAGAUAGGUAUCCAUUUAUGUUUUCACCAUAACACCAACUCUUGG